CCAACCGCCAUAAAACUCCACAAGAAGAAGAAGAAGAACAAUCCACUAGGAUAAUAUAAACGUUUGUUUAAAUGUUUACAGAUAUAAACGACUCUCUCCUAUUGAGUCUAACUUGGGGCCUCGGCAGUGCCACUAAAUUAAGAGCUGCGUUUUCCAACAACGGGGUCUUGAGUUGGAGCUGGUUAGCCAGCUAGCUUGAAGGCUAAUCAAAGCUACUGAAACUUUUCAGCGGCAGCAAGACAACAAUGGAUGCGGACGUUUUCCCUGGCUUCUCCAAAGAUUCUUCUCCCUGAAGGAUGAGUUCAGAAGACAUCUUGAUCAGAUAUCUGCUUCACCUCAGCUGAGUUGUUCUCAGUGGGAGAGGAACAGCAACUCGACUCAAGAUGAUGCACUACCUCUGGCAUCGCUGCGUCUCCUGGUGCCCCCUCUGCAACUCAUGGCAGCCUCUAUGUGUCAGGUGUUGAGGAAACAAGACGCGAUGAACUACUGGAAGGUGUCAGACUUUGUGUCGCUGGUGGUGGACAUGGUCCCAGAGCUGCUGAUGUACAAGCAUAGGACUCAGCUGAAUUUAGGAUUAAGAGUGAGGUAUAUUAUUGAGUUAUGCCGAAAUGAGCACCCCAGUGAGAUGAUCCUGCCUUACCUGGAAAAGAUGACAUCACCGCAUCCCACUCUGGUAAGAGAAUCAGAUGGUGAGUUGGUAGAAAUGAACUUUCUUCAGUUGAUUAAAAUUCUUCUCAAUGAUCCUGUGGAAAGAAAGGACUUUUUUACGGAGAUCUUCCCUGCAGAGUAUGGCCCUCAGUAUGACAGUGACUUGCAGACACUGUUUGCAGAGUUUCUCUGCCGACUGUCUCAGCUGUUGCCAGUUCCUGACCUGGAGCAGACUGUUUCCUGGCUUGGAGCCGAGUCUUCCCUGUUGGAGGACUGUUUGCAGACGAUCUCUGAGCCCACGGACCUGAAAAAUCUGCUGCAGCACCACAAGAGCAUUGGGCAUUUAGACCAACAUGUUCCACCUGCUAGUAUGGGCGACAGCAUCCUUUCCUCCCUUUCUGCCCUUCCCCUGCAGAGAUUGGCAGAACCUGUUGGGCGACCUGACCAGUUGGAUCCGCGGCGAGACCUCCAUGUUGAAACACGAGCUGCUGCGGAAGUAGUGGAAAUAGUUACCGAUUACUCAGUAGUCGAAGUAGAUGUGAGCACUGGCGUUGAAGUGGUGAUGGAAGAAAACAGCUUUGGAGAAAAGGAAGCCAUGGUAGUUGAACAUCCUGGGGUCAGCUUUUUGGAGAAGUUGUGUGAAGAGGAGCCAGAAAGAGAAGCAACAGAGCUUCCAUCCUCCUCUCAACCUAAAGCUGCUACAGGGCCACAUGACUGCCCCCACUGUGAGAAGCAAUUUAAAUUUGCCUCGUCACUGCUGGCACACGGCGUCAUCCACACGGGAGAACGCCCUCACCGGUGCGCUGACUGCGGCCGCCGCUUCUCCUUUAGGCAGUCCCUUGACCGGCACAGGCGCACGCAUAAAAAGGGCCACGCAUAUGACGGCGUCAUCUGUGAGGAGACUUCUCGGUCCUUAACCGCCCUCACGCAGCACGAGCAGUCGCACACGGAAGAUGGAGCAUACUCGUGCCAUCUCUGCAGCAUGAACUUUAGCUGGAAGUCGGCCCUCGCAAAGCACUUCAAGACUCACACUGACUACUGCGACUCGGACCGGCUCAAAGAACGCUCCGAGGGCACACAAGAGACUGAAAAAGUUCUGGAUGUCCACAAAGCUAGUGCUGGACCCAGAGAGCCAGACUGUCCUGUGGAAGCUGUGGAUCAGCAUCCGAUGGAGUGGAAGUGCCAGAGUGUUGAAACCCCCUCCUCUGAAUGCGUGCAAGACAACGGUAUCAAACCACCAAAGGUCCGCACAAGUGGACGCAAACGUACACCCACCAUGAAGAUCCAGGCAACACGUUUACAGGAGCAUGUAGCGCCUAAUCAAAGGAGCGAGUCCAAUAGGGCGAACCCCUCUGCGCUGAGACCUUUACCCGUCAUUAGUUUGGAGCACUCCUAUGGAUCGCCUUUGGUCUCGGAGCAAGGAGAUGAAAGUUCUCCAGCAGAUCCCUCAGUGGUUGCUUUCUCCUGCCCUCAGUGCUCCUUCCAGCACUCAGAGGAAGGGCAAGUGUUGCAGCACAUUGACAAUGUUCACCCCACCAGUCCCAAAGCUCAACACGGACACUGGAGCUGUGCAGACUGUGGGAAGGUCUUCAGGUUCCAUUCCUUACUUAAGGCCCACCAGCGCGUGCACACGGGCGAGCGGCCGUUUUCGUGUUCCCAGUGCGGAAGGCAAUUCUCCUUCAAACAGUCGCUGGAGAGGCACAAGCAGACCCACUUGUCUAAGGACAAGUUCCCCUGCCCCAUCUGUGGGGUGCUCUUCAAGUCGGCAGCAGAUCACACGAGGCACCAGAGCGUUCACUCAGAGGACGGGGACUACCAGUGCUCAGAGUGCGGUCAGACAUUCAGCCGGAAGGCUUUGUUUGUGAAGCACCUUAAGAGCCAUGGAGUGGAUGCUGCCAAGGUGGAUGAUGCAUACAAGUGCUCUCGCUGCGACCUGGCUUUUAGCUGCGAGAGACGCCUGAACAAGCACGUCCUUACCCACAAGGACGACGGACUUCACAGCUGUAACUGUGGGAAGAGCUUUCCUUACCGGGCGGCUCUCACCGCUCACCAAAGAACACACCAGAGGGAGAGGACGCACAUAUGCACGCAGUGCGGGAAGGGUUUCCUCUACAAGGGCGGCCUGCUGAGCCACAUGAAGGUCCACUCUGAGGAGAUGCCCUUCAUGUGCUCGUUCUGCGGCAAGAGCUUCAAGAGGGAGCGCAACAUGAAGAAGCACGAGCGCUGUCACACCAGGGAGAACGUCUUCAGCUGCUCGCAGUGUGACAAGAGCUUCGUGUACAAGGCCACCUUGAUUAGACACGAGCUGACGCACUCGGGCGAGAGGCCGUACCUUUGCUCCGACUGUGGCAAGGGCUUCUUCUCCCACGCAGAGCUCUUAAAGCACGAGCGCUUCCACACGGGCCACAAGCCCUUCCAGUGUCCUCACUGUGGCAAGAAGUUCACCCAGUCCUGCUACCUGACCAUCCAUCUGCGCUACCACACGGGGGCUCGGCCGUACGCCUGCUCCGAGUGCGACAAGAGCUUCCUCAGCGCCAAUCGGCUGAAGAGACACCAGCAGACGCAUUCCGGGGAAAAACCCUAUCUGUGUUUAGAGUGCGGGAAAGGAUUCAGGCAGUCCUAUCAUCUGAAAACACAUCUACAAACUCAUCUGUCAUAAAUAACUCAAUUGGUGAUUUAGAUAGCAAAUACAGAAGCAUGCAAUGGUAAAUGUGUGUAAAAAGCAUUGAAAAUAAACGGUUUAUUGCGCUACUAGAGAGAUAA
This is a messenger RNA of Fundulus heteroclitus (mummichog), 3411 nucleotides long. RefSeq names its product O-sialoglycoprotein endopeptidase. Gene Ontology annotation, cellular component: shelterin complex; cytoplasm; EKC/KEOPS complex. The coding region runs from base 437 to 3307 and encodes 956 amino acids. The transcript has 10 exons. The record is from RefSeq and is a predicted model, not a curated record. Gene Ontology annotation, molecular function: telomeric repeat DNA binding. NCBI's taxonomy places the organism in Eukaryota, Metazoa, Chordata, Actinopteri, Cyprinodontiformes, Fundulidae. Gene Ontology annotation, biological process: tRNA threonylcarbamoyladenosine modification; regulation of telomere maintenance via telomere lengthening; telomere capping.